Molecule: messenger RNA, 965 nt
Organism: Aegilops tauschii subsp. strangulata
Lineage: Eukaryota; Viridiplantae; Streptophyta; Magnoliopsida; Poales; Poaceae
Biological process (GO): protein import into mitochondrial matrix; protein stabilization; protein folding
Cellular component (GO): mitochondrion
Molecular function (GO): zinc ion binding; protein-folding chaperone binding
Source: RefSeq, a predicted model, not a curated record
CGGCGCACGCGCGCUGAUCCUCACCCCAAACGCGUUGAGACGCAUUUGCCUUUCGCUUCUCUUUCACCAGUUGCCACGGGCCGGAGAGGGGGAAAAAAAAAGGAGAAAUCUGCUCGCCGCCGCCGAUGGAGUCCGUCGCGAUCGCCACCACCUCCCGCGCCCUCGCGCCGCCCUUCCCCUCCGCGGCUCUCCGGCGCCGGCGCCGCGCCGCCUCCUUCGUCCCGGUCGCGGCCGCCUCCAAGCGGAGAGACGGCGGCGAGGGGGAGGAUGCCGGAGCCCACAAGCCGCCCAGGCCGCCGUCUUCGGGGGGCGAGCCCACGGGCCUCGCGCCGUACGGCCUCUCCUUCUCGCCCUUCUCCAAGGACGCGGCCAUGGGGCUGGUGAUGAGCGCGGCGACGGGGAGCGGCUGGACGACAGGGUCGGGGAUGGAGGGUCCGCCGAUGGCCGGCGGCGCCGCGAACCGGCCGGAGGUGUCGACGCUGCCGUGGUCGCUCUUCACAAAGUCCCCGCGCCGGCGGAUGCGGGUGGCCUUCACCUGCAACGUAUGCGGGCAGCGGACCACACGCGCCAUCAACCCGCACGCCUACACCGACGGCACCGUGUUCGUUCAGUGCUGCGGGUGCAACAUCUUCCACAAGCUGGUGGACAACCUGAACCUGUUCCACGAGAUGAAGUGCUACGUCGGGCCCGACUUCCGCUACGAGGGGGACGCUCCAUUCAACUACCUUGAGGGUGGGGACGACGACAGCGGCAACAUCUUCCCACUUCUCUAGGAAGCUACUGACCCCCCUACUGUUCCGGGGCAUGGUUGCGCUCUGAUGCCGUCUAGCUGUAUAUUAAUAAGCAGACUGUAUGUUGUCAAUAUGGAAGGUCGCCAGUAUAUAUGUGUAUGCAGAUGUAUGUAAAUAGCAUAAGUCCAGUGGAAAAUAAUGAUGAUAAUAACAGGAUACAAAACAUUUUUUCUA